This is a messenger RNA of Vavraia culicis subsp. floridensis, 789 nucleotides long. RefSeq lists its product as uncharacterized. Gene Ontology annotation, cellular component: endoplasmic reticulum membrane. Lineage: Eukaryota; Fungi; Microsporidia; Pleistophoridae. The coding region runs from base 1 to 789 and encodes 262 amino acids. The record is from RefSeq and is a predicted model, not a curated record. Gene Ontology annotation, biological process: protein folding. The transcript has a single exon.
AUGGACAUCGCCAAUUUGGACCACACGUGUUCGCAGAUCAACCUGCCAUACUGCCGGUACAUCGACAAGCCCGCAUACUACCCUGCCCGGAACUACAUGAUCAUGGACUACCGACUACACUCUCUGUGCACACUCGUUCUUCUGAUGGUGCUCAUCAUGUCGCUGGUGCGUCUCCACGUAAACAUAAGGAAAAAGUACAUAGCAUACGCCAGGGAUGAGCUGAUGCUCAUAUGCGAUAUUUAUCUUGCACACCUUGUGCUCGAGUUCGUUCUGGUGCUCGAGCUGUUCAAGUCCAGACUGAUACUCACCGUUCAGCUGUCGCUGAUCAACGCUGGCACAUUCACUCUCAUCCUACUGUGCAUAUUCUGCACCGCGCUCAACCUCAUACACUCGUAUGCCAUCGUGCGCGUGCUUGCCGUCGCGUACUUCGCUGCAAGCCUGAUUUUCUUCCUGCUCUUCCUGAACAACACCGUUCUCGUGUUCCUCAACUUCAUUUUCAAUCUCUUCCUUGUUCUUCUGUUUGUCUUCGUGCAGCUGUUCAAACUGGUAAGCAGCAGGGCAGAGGUGUGGUCAUUCGGCAAUCUCUUCAUUUCCGUGCUGUUUCUUGCCAUGUCGGUCCUCGUACUCUUCGUGGGCAACAACGUCAUCUGCUUCGUGUGUGAAGGCUACUUGGACGGCUUGUUCGUUUUUCACAUCUUUUUGUUCCUCAGCUUUCUGAUGCUGCACAAGUACUGGCUGAGCACGUGUGAUAAGGAGGUGGAGUGCACAGCAAUACAAUCGGGCAGUUGA